Exophiala mesophila is the source of this 2891-nucleotide messenger RNA. Its product is annotated as 2-isopropylmalate synthase, variant. Gene Ontology annotation, molecular function: 2-isopropylmalate synthase activity. The coding region runs from base 477 to 2315 and encodes 612 amino acids. The transcript is spliced from 3 exons. Gene Ontology annotation, biological process: L-leucine biosynthetic process. Gene Ontology annotation, cellular component: mitochondrion. The record is from RefSeq and is a predicted model, not a curated record. Lineage: Eukaryota; Fungi; Ascomycota; Eurotiomycetes; Chaetothyriales; Herpotrichiellaceae.
AAUUUGCCAUUCCUCUCUCCAACAAGUGACCUGACCUACAUCUGAGAAGUUUGACUCAUAUUGUUCUUUUGGUCGACCAGACUUCUUAUUUACUUUAAGAAGUCAUCUUGAACCUCUGAUUUCAUUUUCUGAUACAGCCGACUCUUCACUUUCCUCUCAAACCACUACUCAAAACAGAACUAUCCAUCCGCUGCUUGGCCUCUCUCUCCGGCCCACCGCUCGUCUCUCCAACGCCAAUAUGCCCAUGCUUCGGGAACCAUGGAAGAAAUACCGCAAAUUUAAACCGCUUGACCUGCCCAACCGACAGUGGCCAUCCAAAACCAACGAUACCCCUCCACGAUGGCUCGCAACCGAUCUAAGAGAUGGAAACCAGUCUUUGGUUGACCCUAUGGUACAACCCCAACAUUGUUUGUCAUAACAGGAUCUGUUUCUGACCUCAAACGUAGGACGGAGAACAAAAACUCCGCUUCUUUAAGAUGCUGGUCGAGUUGGGCUACAAGGAAAUCGAAGUCUCUUUUCCCUCGGCCUCGCAGACAGACUACGACUUUACACGAGGCUUAGUUGACACCCCUGGGGUGGUUCCGGACGAUGUAUACCUCCAAGUCCUAUCGCCGUGUCGAGAAGACUUCAUCCGUCGCACUGUUGAGUCCCUCCGAGGCGCCAAAAAGGCCAUCCUACAUCUCUACCUCGCCACGAGCGAUUGCUUCCGAAAAAUCGUCUUCGGCAUGUCUGAAGAGGAGACCCUCGAACUCGCGGUCAAGUGUACAAAAUUUGCCCGUUCAAUUACCAAAGACGACCCGAGCCAAGCGGGCACCGAGUGGUUGUAUGAGUUUAGCCCCGAGACCUUCUCCGACACAUCUCCGGAAUAUGCUGUGCGGGUUUGCGAAGCGGUCAAAGCUGCGUGGGAGCCGACCGAAGAUUCGAAGCUGAUUUUUAAUUUACCUGCGACGGUCGAGAUGGCCACUCCCAAUGUGUUUGCCGACCAAGUGGAGUACUUUUGCACACAUAUGACGGAACGGGAGAAGUUCUGUGUCUCGGUCCAUCCACACAACGAUCGGGGCUGUGCAGUUGCGGCCGCUGAGUUGGCACAAAUGGCCGGUGCAGACCGGGUGGAAGGAACCCUGUUCGGUAAUGGCGAGAGAACUGGGAAUGUGGAUUUGGUAACGUUGGCAUUGAAUCUCUACACCCAAGGUGUUUGGCCCAACAUCGACUUCAGCGACAUCAACAAGGUCAUUCGGGUUUGCGAAGAGUCGACCAAGAUUCCCGUCAACGAGAGAUGGCCAUACGGUGGCCAAUUGGUGGUUUGUGCUUUCAGCGGAUCACAUCAAGAUGCGAUCAAGAAAGGUUUUAACGUGAGAAAGACGAACAAGAUUGGGAGAGAGGAUCCUUGGCAGGUGCCAUACUUGCCCCUUGAUCCCCAAGAUAUUGGGCGGACAUAUGAAGCCAUCAUUCGGGUCAAUUCGCAAUCUGGCAAAGGUGGAGUUGCAUGGGUUAUUCAGAGAAGUCUCGAGCUGGACCUCCCUCGUGGCCUCCAAAUUGCAUUCAGCAAAAUUGUACAAAAGGAAGCCGACUCCAAAGGUCGAGAGUUGCUUCCUCGGGAGAUUCAAGCUCUGUUUGAGGAGUCUUAUCAUCUGAAGAAGAACCCCCGGUUCACCCUUGUGGACUACAACAUCACUGCGGUGCGGACGGCGUCUCCGACCCCAGCAUCGAAAACCGCGGCGGCACCUCAACCAUCGACCACGACGCAAGCUCAAAACACGUCGACCGCCAAGCGACAGUUUGCAGGUGUCAUUGCCAUUGAUGGAGUCCAACACCCUAUCGUCGGUGUAGGCAAUGGAGCCAUCUCGUCUUUGGCCAAUGCUUUGCAUUCAUUGGGAAUCGACCUUGAUGUCGCGGACUACAAAGAGCAUGCCAUUGGUGAAGGCCGAGAAGUCAAAGCUGCAACCUACAUAGAAUGUACGGCGAGCAACUCUCACGAGAAGGUCUGGGGUGUUGGUAUCCAUGAGGAUGUGGUCCAGGCAUCUUUGAUUGCGCUCUUGAGUGCGGCUAGCUCGUUCCUGACAUCACGAGUUUCAACGCCGACACCGUUCCGACCAAAACAUCUCCGUCAAUUUUCCGAGGCUGAGCUUGAGGCUUUGGAACGAUUAAAUUUGAAUGGCAGCGACAGCCCUAUCAGCCCGUUGAGGAAUGUACAUACUCCUUCCAACUUCAACAAUGAGCCGAAUAUGGGGAGCGUGGUGGCACAAAAGAUUGACAUUGAGGCAUUGGAACAAAAGGCAGCUGAGGUUGACGGCAACGUCAAUGGACAUGCGUAAUGGUCUCAACCUCAUGAUGAACCCUUUGUAGCCACGACAAGACUUGGAACAACUACGGAGUAUGUGUUGGACGAUCAAGGACAUAUGCAUCAAAAAGGCACAGGAAAACAGGAAAAUAGCAAAAUGCAUAGCUCGCUCGAGGGAAUGGGCUAAAAGUUAUGCUAUUGAAAAUACCCAUUGAGCACAUGACACAGCACAUGCUUGAGAGCGUUGAAUUGUAUAUGAACCGAAGAAUGAAAAUUGCCUUGUGUUGUGGGUUGAAAGAGUUGCUACUUGCACGUGUGUGAGUUGCUUUCACAUGUUAUUCCGAAUUUAUCGAGAUGGAGUCAGGUGAUGAACAAAUUGGGCACCGACAAAUCCCUCCAAAUCCCUCCUAAAGAUGCAAAUCCGAGGAUCAUGAAGAAGGAGCAGCUGUGCGACCUCGAUUCUUAUUUGAUCUCAUCUAGUCCGUACUCCGUAUCAUCGAACCAUCGUUGCUUCUGACGAGCUGACUAACGGACUCGACUGAUUCGACUAUCAAUUUGCUGCUUGCAUGUGCAGAAAGGGAAAACCAAGGGGAAGAUAGAAAUCACAUGA